GAAAAAGAGAGAGAAAAGAGCGCACACGGACACCGUGGGUCUGACUUAACCUGAAAGUAGCGUAUGGUUCGCCGCCGCUCAUACCGUUGAUUUUUUUAUUAUUUUCGGUUAAAAAUGCCGACAGUUAACGUUAAACGUGAUUUGCUGUUCAAGGCUCUUGGAAAAACCUACACCGACGAUGAAUUUCAAAAAUUAUGUUUUGCAUUUGGGCUUGAAUUGGAUGAAGUCACAAGUGAGCAACAAAUGAUAGCUAAAGAACAAGGAAUAGAGCAAACUCAAGGAGCAUCUGAUGAAAUACUUUACAAAAUUGAUAUUCCAGCUAAUCGAUAUGAUUUGUUGUGCUUAGAAGGUUUGGCUACAGGCCUUCUUGUAUUUUUGGAAAAAAUACCAAUCCCUUUCUAUAAGGCUGUUAAACCAAAAAAUGUACAAAGGAUUGAAAUGAAAAAAGCUUGUUUACAAGUAAGAGGACAUAUAGUAGCAGCUGUGUUACGAAACGUUACCAUCACACAAAGUGCUUACGAUAAUUUUAUUGAUCUUCAAGAUAAAUUACAUCAGAAUAUCGGUAGAAAACGUUCAUUAGUAUCAAUAGGUACUCAUGACUUGGAUACUAUUGAGGGCCCAUUUACUUAUGAUGCAAAACCUCCAAAGGAUAUUCGAUUUAAACCAUUGAAUCAAGAUAAAGAAUAUACUGGAGAGGAAAUAAUGGAUUUAUAUGCGCAUCAUGCCCAAUUGAAGCAGUAUUUGCCUAUUAUUAAAGACAGUCCAGUUUAUCCAAUAAUUUAUGAUAAGAAUGGAGUUGUAUUAUCAUUGCCUCCAAUCAUUAAUGGAGAUCAUUCAAAAAUAACCCUCAAUACUAAGAACAUAUUUAUUGAAUGUACGGCAACUGAUCUUACAAAGGCGAAAAUUGCAGUUGACACAAUAGUUUGUGCCUUCAGUGAAUACUGUUCUUCAAAAUACGAAGUAGAAAUUGUAGAAGUCAUUUAUCCAGAUAAUAAGAAAUUUGAUAGUCCAGAUCUAAAAUACAGAGUCGAAAAAAUAAGCAGUAAACGUGCUACAAAUUAUGUAGGAAUCAAUCAGUCACCAGAACAAGUUGCAAAGCUUCUUACAAAAAUGUCUUUAAAGACAGAAGUAAAAGAUGGUGAUGAAUUACAUGUACAGGUUUCUCCUACAAGACACGAUAUUAUCCAUGCAUGUGAUAUUUAUGAAGAUGUUGCAAUUGGUUAUGGUUAUAAUAAUAUUAAGAAAACUAUUCCUAAAACUCCAAGUAUUGGCAAAGAAUUCCCUCUCAACAAACUUACUGAUCAAUUGCGAGAAACUAUGGCUAAUGCUGGUUUUACAGAGGCCUUAACUUUUUCACUGUGUUCUAGGGAAGAUAUUGCAGAUAAACUUGGUCAUGAUAUUAAAAAUGUGCCUGCUGUUCAUAUUUCCAAUCCAAAAACUCUAGAAUUUCAGGUGGGAAGGACAACUCUUUUGCCUGGUCUUUUAAAAACUAUCGUUGCAAAUAGAAAGAUGCCACUUCCUAUGAAAUUAUUUGAAAUCUCUGAUGUUAUACUACGAGAUCCUAAGGCAGAAGUAGGAGCUCGAAAUGAACGGCGCCUGUGUGUGGUAUAUUACAACAAAAUGGCUAGGUUUGAAUUUGUUCAUGGAGUUCUUGACAGGAUAAUGCACAUCCUUGAAGUUCCAUGGCAUUCAAAUAAAGAUAACAAAGGAUAUCAUCUUAGGCCUUUAGAAGAUCCUACAUUUUUCCCUCAUCGCUGUGGAGAAAUAGUAGCAUAUGGAAACGUUAUCGGGAAAAUUGGAACUCUUCAUCCUGAUGUGCUUACUAAAUUUGGACUAACUAUUCCUUGUACAUCUUUAGAGAUCAACAUUGAACCAUUUUUAUAAAUAGCAUUUGCCUCUAGAUGUCUUUGUUGUUUUUAAACAUCGUUUUUUGAUAUAUUAAAAUUGUUUGAUAAAUUGUUGUAACAAAUUGAAAUUUAAAACGCAAUUAUACGUAUUUAUUUAAUUAUUUAACUAAUAAAAUGGAAAUAAAAAUUUAAAAUUUCAUAAAAUUUUUAUAAUAAAAAUAAAUAACACGAU
Messenger RNA from Nasonia vitripennis (jewel wasp), 2079 nucleotides. It is a transcript of the gene beta-PheRS, whose product is annotated as phenylalanyl-tRNA synthetase, beta subunit. Bases 115 to 1884 code for a protein of 589 amino acids. The record is from RefSeq and is marked validated. NCBI's taxonomy places the organism in Eukaryota, Metazoa, Arthropoda, Insecta, Hymenoptera, Pteromalidae. Gene Ontology annotation, biological process: phenylalanyl-tRNA aminoacylation. Gene Ontology annotation, molecular function: magnesium ion binding; RNA binding; ATP binding. The transcript has 12 exons. Gene Ontology annotation, cellular component: cytoplasm; phenylalanine-tRNA ligase complex.